AUAACAAGAGAAAGAAAGGAUUGAAUGAGCGGUGACUUAAUUGACCAGCAACAAGAACCCAUCACAUACCACACCACCAGUGUCUUUUCCUCCUUUUCUUUGCAUCUAUGGAGUUCUGAAUUAUAAUCCAAUUCUCUCUGUCUACAUAUAUAACAUAAUUGUCGUGCAUAGGUUUGCACUGAAUUGAAUUAAAAAUGCAGAGUAGGGGAUCGAGUCACAGACUCUCAAGUAUGGGUAAUCGAUCCCGCAUUCCCGCACUCCUCAUCUCCAUGUUCGCCACUUUCGCUUCUAUUUACGUCGCUGGAAGGCUUUGGCAGGAUGCAGAGAAUCGCGUUUACCUCAUCAAAGAGCUCGACAGGAUCACUGGUCAGGGACAAUCUGCUAUUUCUGUGGAUGAUACAUUGAAGAUCAUAGCCUGCAGGGAACAACAUAAGAAGCUUGAUGCCCUUGAGACGGAACUUUCUGCGGCUAGACAAGAGGGUUUUGUUUCGAAACCCUUGAUAGAGACUAAUGGAACUUACUCUAGGAGAAGGCCGUUGGUUGUGAUAGGUAUACUAACAAAGUUUGGCCGCCAAAAGAAUAGAGAUGCAAUCCGCAAGGCGUGGAUGGGAAGUGGUUCAUCUUUGAAGAAAAUUGAAGAUGGAAAGGGCAUCAUUGUGCGAUUUGUUAUUGGUAGAAGUGAAAAUCGUGGAGACAAUCUGGAUAAAGACAUUGAUCGUGAGAAUAGGCUGACUAAUGACUUCAUAAUUCUUGAUAAUCACGUGGAAACAAAUGAUGCAUUCCCAAAGAAGGCUAAAUUGUUCUUUGCUUAUGCUGCAGACAAAUGGGAUGCUGAGUUUUAUGCUAAAGUCAAUGAUGAUGUUUAUGUAAAUAUUGAUGCCUUGGGAUCUACACUUGCUGCUCACUUGGACAAACCACGUGUUUACUUGGGAUGCAUGAAAUCAGGCGAAGUUUUCUCUGAGCUGAACCAUAAAUGGUACGAACCAGAAUGGUGGAAAUUUGGUGACAAAAAAUCAUACUUUCGCCAUGCAUCAGGAGAGAUGUAUGUUAUAUCACGAGCUUUGGCCAAAUUUAUAUCAAUAAACAGAUCUAUUCUUCGUACAUAUGCCCACGAUGAUGUGAGCGCUGGAUCAUGGUUUAUUGGACUUGAUGUGAAGCAUGUUGAUGAGGCAAAGUUUUGUUGUUCAUCUUGGUCGACAGGAGCAAUCUGUGCCGGUGUUUGAAUUCAUUCAAGUACAUUAUUUGUGAGAAGACCACAAACGUAAUACAUGUCUUUGGAAAAGUUGUUUGAUGUCCAUGAACAACAGUUUCAUCUUAUGAGAACAGUUGGCAAGUUGAGCGGUUGAAGGUUUACUUGCAGUUAUAACUGAGGCAUGCAACAUCUACAGCAAAUAAAACUUCAGCUUCCCGCCUUGGUUUUUUUUUUUUUUUUUUUUUUUUCUACAAGAGCUUGCUGUCUAUAAAUUGAUUUCUAUCAUUCUUGGGUUCCUUCUUUUCGUAGGCGUUGAGGAAGAGGGUCCUAUUAGUUAAAGAACUUCCAAAAUUGUACUUAAUGGAAGUAUUUAUAGGAAUGACAUGGUGGCUCAUAAUCUCAUUCGCAGUUAAGGGAACUUUGUUUUUGUACAUGAAAUAGACAGUGAAUUUUGAUUCA
This is a messenger RNA of Vigna radiata var. radiata (mung bean), 1651 nucleotides long. RefSeq names its product hydroxyproline O-galactosyltransferase HPGT1. The record is from RefSeq and is a predicted model, not a curated record. Bases 195 to 1223 code for a protein of 342 amino acids. Gene Ontology annotation, cellular component: Golgi membrane. NCBI's taxonomy places the organism in Eukaryota, Viridiplantae, Streptophyta, Magnoliopsida, Fabales, Fabaceae. The transcript is spliced from 12 exons. Gene Ontology annotation, molecular function: hexosyltransferase activity.